This is a messenger RNA of Pseudoliparis swirei, 4654 nucleotides long. RefSeq names its product MAX dimerization protein MGA-like (gene magl). The record is from RefSeq and is a predicted model, not a curated record. Lineage: Eukaryota; Metazoa; Chordata; Actinopteri; Perciformes; Liparidae. The transcript has 16 exons. Gene Ontology annotation, cellular component: nucleus. Gene Ontology annotation, molecular function: RNA polymerase II cis-regulatory region sequence-specific DNA binding; DNA-binding transcription factor activity, RNA polymerase II-specific. Gene Ontology annotation, biological process: cell fate specification; regulation of transcription by RNA polymerase II; positive regulation of DNA-templated transcription. Bases 527 to 4654 code for a protein of 1375 amino acids.
AAAAAGAAGUGAAGGAAAUACAAAAGAAAAAGGGAGAUACAAGUCCCGAGUCCGUGCUUUUAAAUCGGGAAUUAUUUUUAAAAAACCGAAAUAUUUUUCGCGCAAACUUGCUCAGAGUUGUCCUGCGCGCGCGGACUGGAGCCCGAGGUGGGAGCAAGCGAGAGAGAGAGAGAGAGAAAAAAUAAAAAAAAUCUCCGGGAUAGUGGACUCCCGCUUCCCUCGCACAGGCGGCCCGGGAAUCACGCGCCAUUGAAAGGGGGGCCGAUAUCUCCUACGUGCAUGCGCGUUUUGGCUUCGCUUUGGCGUGCACGCUCGUGGCCGGUCGAGCGCGAGCACACUUGGAGGCUCGUGGCUCUCGGCCUCCAUUUGCCAGUUGGUGUUCACGUUCGAGGGAUUCACCCGAGGAGGCCCCCGUUGAAACGGCGACGACGACGGCGACGACGACCGCGGAGCAACAGUUGGGAGUCUUUGCCGUAAACGUGGAGGUUAUGUCGCCGUCGUAGGCCACGAGGCGUCCCGGCAACCGAUGACGGAAAAGGCGAAUGAAGCGAGACGGCCGUCGGUGAUGCCCGCCACCGACCCGGAGCCCACAUCGAUGGAGGCCCCCUGCACGUCGGAGGAAGCGGAGCGGCGCUCGGCGAACGCGCCCUCCCGCGCUCCUCUUCCCACGACCGCCUCUUCCUCGACUCCUCUCGAUCCGACCGCCGCGCGACCUGAUCCUUUCCCGAGCGAGGCGACCGCCGAGAACAAAGCCGUCUCUGUGGCGAGCGACGACCGCGGCUCGGCUCUCUCGACGCCCGCCGAAGCGAGCCCGGCCAAGCCGGCCGCGGCGCCGCCCGCCGCCUCCCUGGCGUCCGCGGGGGCGAUCCUCGUCUGCGUGUCGGCGCCGCCCGCCACCCUGUGGCCGUCUACCGCGCACGGCGACGUCAACGUGAAAACCGACUUCCCCGCGGUGCUCACCUUCAAAGGCGUCAGCGUCACCCUGGAGAACAACGGCGUGUGGAAGAAGUUCUACGGCUGCGGGACGGAGAUGAUUCUCACCAGACCGGGCCGCCGCAUGUUCCCGUACUGCAGGUAUCACCUGUCCGGCCUCGAGCCCGAGCGCGAGUACACUCUGGUCCUUUCCGUCGUUCCGGCGGACCAGUACAAGUAUCGCUGGAGCUCCACCAAAUGGGAGCUCACCGCGGCGGCAGAGCACCAGGGCCAGGGUCUGAUCCGGGCCUACUCCCACCACUACUCGCCCAGCUUCGGCUCCGACUGGAUGAGCGGCAUGGUGUCCUUCUCCAGGCUCAAACUGACCAAUCACCCUCAAGACUUCGACGGGCACGUGGUCCUUCACUCCAUGCACCGCUACAUCCCCCGGCUGCACGUGAUACCCGUCCCAAACGGGUCCGCCGCGCCCACGUCCGCCCAGCCGGUGGUUUUGGGACCGGAGAGCAUGACUUUUACUUUCCCUCAAACCGAAUUCAUGGCCGUGACGACCUAUCAGAACUUUCUGAUCACCCAGCUGAAAAUUAAGCACAACCCGUUCGCUAAAGGAUUCAGGGAGGACGGGAACAACCCCCGCCUGCAGCGGGUCGUCGCACCUCUGUUGAUGGCGGACACUCGGCCUUUCAUUAUAACACCCGUUGAACCAAAUGAGAACCCGGAGCAGGUUGUGGAUCUGAGCAUCAAGGCUCCCGCCGUCUCCGAUUCUUUCCCCAGUGAGCUAGCCACCCGACUGGUCCUGAAGCCCAUCAUGUCUACCUCCUCCACCAAGAAUGAAUCAUUCGUCACCUGUUUAAGAGGCAAGCAUGCCCUCGGGGAGCUCAUGCUUGUCGAAAAAUGUCCGCUUGACGAGCCCGAAGAAGAGCCCCGCGAUGCAAUGGGCGUCGCUCCCGCGACCUCACCGCCGACCCCGGAGUCAUCGCCCGGGUCCCAGAAGAAGAGGAAGCGGAUCAAUAGACGUUGGGCCAAUUCGCGGGGAAAAGAGUGGAAACCUGCAGCUACCUCCCCAACGGAAUACCACAGUCCAUCAUUGACUGUCGCUAUGCAACCAGAACUGGAUGAUGUAGAGGGCCUGCUGUUUGUGUCAUUUACCUCAAAGGAAGCUCUUGAGGUUCACGUUGGGGACCAGCCAGCCAAUGGCACGCCAGCGGCCUCUCCAAUUUCCCCAAAGACUCCGAUGCGGUGGAGGGAAGAAGAAAACACAGCGGCGGAUGAGAUCCCGGAGACGGACGAGGAGAAGAUGGCCCUCUCGGAGGCCGUCCUGCUGCAGGACCUCAGGGUCCUCAAACACAGACAGGUCAUCCAUCCUGUGCUGCAGGAGGUGGGCAUGAAGUUGAGCUCCUUGGACCCAGUGAAGUGCAUCGACCUGCAGUAUCUCGGGGUUCAUCUGCCGCUUCCUCCCCCGAAGCUGCCAGAGAAAAGCGAGGCGCUGGAUCUGUCUCCUGGCGAUGAAGGGUUAUCCUUCACGUCCCGGACAGGAAAGACAAGUGACAUGACACAAAUAAAGGGAUGGAGGAACAAGUUCACGAGAAAGACAGAAUCAUCUCCUCCCAUCAGCGACGGAUCCCAGAAGAACCUCUCUGCGUUCAGCAGCAACAUGUUGGACGAGUACUUGGAGAGCGAAGCCCAGUACAUGAACGACCGCGCCGCCGCCUUCUCCACGCGCUCCGAGGACUCCGUGGCCUAUCAGCUGCCGGUGAAGAGCUCCAGCUACGUGAAGACCCUGGACAGCGUGCUCAAGAACCGGAAAGCCGCUUCCAAAUCCCCCUCGCCGGCCAACCGGCCCUGCCCGCUCUCCCACAAGCCCCUCCUCUACUCUGCCCUGGCGGCGCCGGCGCCUCCACUGGCCGGCCCCCAGGCGGCGAGCCCCGUUCAGGCGGCGCCGCGGUCCACCCCGCCGCCCGCGUCUUCAAAGCUGCAGCCGGUAGCGCAGAGAUUAGCCGCAUUCCUCCCAGUGCCCGGCCCAAGACCAGCGACGAGCGGCGGUCAGAGCUACCAGUUGACACAAAGAGCAGGUCUCAACAAGUCCCUGGUCCGGCUGACGGAGAUGGAGUUCGGAGCCCUGAACCAAGGUCUGAUCAGAACUCAGCUGACUACCGACCGACUGUCAGUGGCUCUGGCUGGUUUGCUGACUAAGCAGAUGCUGGCCAGUCAGGUCUGGAAGGUAACCAAGUGUCCCACGUACAAAACGAAGGGACCCGAGUGCGGUCAGGAGUUCUGCACGCUGGGCUGCGUGUGUUCCAGCCUGCAGCACCUCAACAGACCGCCCUUCCACUGCCGGCGGCCGGAGUGCAUGUUCGGCUGCACCUGCUUCAAACGCAAGAUCACCAAGCAGCUGGGCGUGGGCGAGAGGGAGGCGCCGAUCCAACCCGUUUACUCGAUGACUAAUAUAGAACACAGGGUCCAGCCUCACCCGGGCUCCCACGCCAACAAACUGUGGAACCGCAGCACUCACGAAGUGGAUCCAGAACCACUCUUCACCCCCAAGUGUGCUCCAAGUGUGCUCUCCAAGUUGCAACCUGCAAAGGUCACGAAACGCAACACCGGAACUUUUAUAUCCCCACCGCCGAUUCGAGAAGAGGACAAGGACCCGGUGUACAAAUACCUGGAGAGCCUGAUGACGUGUGCACGUGUGAGGGAGUUCAACAGCGAGCCGCCCCCUGAGCUCACCAUCGAGCCCAAUAUCCUUGAUGUCAUUUCUGCACUGAACGCCACAGCGAAACCACAGAAAACGACCCCCGAUGUGGCGCCGAAGACGUCCCCCAUCCCUCUGCCGGUUAAAAAAGAAGUGAGGCCCUCUGAGAGAACCACAUCCGGUGAGAAGGAAGCGAAAAAGCAAAUCGAGAUCCAGUCGGCGUGUCAGUGGGUGAAGGACCGCAAGAUGGUCCUGGAAGCUCUGUGCCAGCGCAUGAAUCAGAACCGUCUGUCUCGGAGCUUCGUUGUUGGACCGUACCGCGUCCGCCCCAUCGCCAAGAUCUUCAUGCGGAAGCCCAGCGGCUCCAUCGUCACCUACAGGUUGCACAUCAGUAAAAAAUCGCAAACCAGCGACGUUGAUGAAGAUGAAUCCGAUGACACCGAUGAGGAAAAGCUGGCCGAUGAAAGCAUCGACGGGGAGGCGGAGGCGGAGGCAGUCGAGGACGAACCCCAAUGUGUAGAGUCCGAUGUGCAGAUUGGAGUCACGCCCUUUUUGAGUGGAGUGUUACCUGCUGGAAGAUUGAAGGCCAGGACCAAACCGGUGGGCUGCCAAGCAUCUGGACUCAUACAGGUAAAUGGUAAAGCCUACAAUCAGGCCCGACUGUUGCUGGGGAACAUGGGAUCUCUACAUCCAGCCAACCGCCUCGCAGCAUUCAUCACGGGCCGACUGAUGCCUCCCGGCGGCAUUUCUCUUAAAGUCUCUCUGAAAUCCAACCCCGCCAACAAAAGCACCGCUCCCGAUCCUCUGCACACGAAGCCCGCUGGCAGGGUCGCCCCUCCGGUUAUAAGCGCAAAGAAAACCACUCAUCUGAAGCCACCAACACAGCCUCCAGCUUGCUUCCUCUGCCUCUUCAGUCCUUCCGGAUCUGCCGGCGCGCCCGCGGCAGAGAAGCUGCCGGUGUUCUGCCCGCCCGGGGCUUCACUCUCAUCGAGCUGCCGCCGCCCGGGCUUUUCGGCACGGAGCCGAGGAUAA